AUAUGGCAAGCAGCAUUAAAUACUUUGAACCCCAACCCCACCGACAGCUGUCCCCUCUACCUGAACCAUGCUACAGUAGCUGCUUUACCUUCCCGGGUGAGUCGACAUAACAGCCCGUCUGCUGCUCAGUUCCUGACCCGAGUUAUUCGAACAUGCUUGCCUGGAGGAACCAAGAGAUGUAUCCUUAUGGUGUGUGAGCGCUCAGAGGUCUUUGCUUCAGCUUGUGCCAUAGCUCGGGCCUUCCCACUCUUCACCCAUCGCUCCAGUUCAUCUAGGCGUACGGAGAAGAAGACCGUAGUUGUGGAGUUUUUCCUAAUUGGGCAGAACAAUGGCCCGGUGGAGGUCGAGAUGUUGAAAUGUCUGGAAAGUGCUACAGAAGGGGUUAGACUGGCAGCUCGAAUCGUUGACACCCCUUGCAACGAAAUGAACACUGACAGUUUCCUGGAGGAAAUCAGAAAAGUGGGAAAGGAUCUGGGGAUUGUUCCAACUAUUUUUCAAAAUGAAGAACUGAAGGAGAAAGGAUUUGGAGGCAUCUAUGGGGUUGGGAAAGCAGCCAUUCACCCACCUGCUCUAGCUGUGCUCAGUCAUACCCCAGAAGGUGCCACACAGACUAUUGCCUGGGUUGGAAAGGGCAUUGUCUAUGACACUGGAGGACUCAGCAUCAAAGGAAAGACAACAAUGCCUGGGAUGAAACGAGAUUGUGGUGGAGCUGCUGCUAUUUUGGGUGCCUUCAAGGCCACUGUGAAACAAGGCUUUAAAGACAAUCUUCAUGCAGUGUUUUGCUUGGCUGAGAAUUCUGUUGGACCAAAUGCAACAAGACCUGAUGAUAUUCAUAUUCUUUACUCGGGAAAAACUGUGGAAAUCAACAAUACUGAUGCUGAGGGGCGGCUGGUGCUUGCGGACGGAGUCUCCUACGCUUGCAAAGACCUUGGCGCUGACAUCAUUCUCGACAUGGCCACUCUCACAGGUGCUCAGGGAAUUGCCACGGGGAAGUACCACGCAGCUGUCCUCACCAAUAGCGAAGAGUGGGAACAAGCCUGCAUCAAAGCGGGCAGAAACUGUGGUGAUCUGGUUCACCCCCUCGUCUAUUGCCCCGAGCUCCAUUUUAGUGAAUUUACCUCAGCUGUAGCCGACAUGAAGAACUCAGUGGCAGACCGGGAUAACUCUCCCAGCUCCUGUGCUGGACUUUUUAUCGCUUCACACAUCGGGUUUGACUGGCCUGGUGUUUGGGUCCACGUAGACAUUGCAGCCCCGGUCCACGCGGGGGAACGAGCCACUGGCUACGGCGUGGCUUUGUUGCUGUCACUCUUUGGCCGGGCCUCUGAAGACCCUCUGCUGAACAUGGUCUCUCCAUUGGGCUGCAGCGGAGACCCCUUGGAAGACGACAUGGGGAGAGAUUGCAAGAGACGGCGCUUGGUUUAAUCCCCCCCCCCCCCCCCAUUUUGGAGCUGGCAUGCCAGAAUUACCUCACUUUGCACUGAUCAAUUUCCUAAACCCUAAAAUUAGCAUGUGUCAGAAAUGGCCAUUUCAAGUAUAAAACAAAAUAGACAUGAAAGUUGUUGUUGCUUAUAUUCUGGUUUUCCAUCUCGUGAUGAUGAAAGGCCCAGUUGUACUGGUUUUAAGAAUGGUUUGCAUUAGGGUUUCUCGCUAACAUGUAACGACUCUGCGGCUCCCAGCCCUUGUUGAGAAGGGCCCAAGAAUGUUUCUGACCUGUUCCCCUUUCAGAAAGUAUCUGAACCUAUUAAUACAACCGCUUGACCUCUUACUACUUGUAGAGCCUUUUGAAUUAGUACCCUGGAUUUUCACUCUGCCAGGGCUUUCUCAGUCCCCUGUCUUUCAAAAUAUAUAAAGUAGAGGGGAAAACAGAAUGCAGCUGUCACCUUACCAUCUAGACCAAGUGCAUACUAUACGGUUAAAGGCAGGAGCUCUGCUUCCAGGCAUUCUCUCUCUGGACUCCUGUUCCCUUCUGCCCUGCCUGUUGGGCAACUCAACCUGCAGUCCUUUUUGUCCCCUGCAGGUAGGUGAGCAAGACUAGAGCGGGAAGAGCUGGAAGGAACAGUGACUGUUUUGCCCUGCAUCUGCUUACGAUGUAAGGUGGCAAUCCUGGGAUAAGAACCACUUUGGGCCCUGCUGUAUUCUAUGACAUCAAUGGAGGCCUUAAUCUCUUUUUUUUAAAAAAGGCUUUUAAACAAAACUCUCCCUCAUAUGCUCUUCUUGCAUGAUUAUUUUAUCAGUGUGACCCAGUGUAUAUCUCCAUGAAGUUCUUAACACUCUUUUGCUGAUGAACUGCAUUAAUGUUUAGAAUUAAAGCCCAUGCAAGAGGUAACCACGCCAGAAUAAACUUCUCUUGUCUCAACA
Messenger RNA from Python bivittatus (Burmese python), 2358 nucleotides. The record is from RefSeq and is a predicted model, not a curated record. Lineage: Eukaryota; Metazoa; Chordata; Lepidosauria; Squamata; Pythonidae.